UCGAGGUGGGGGAAGCGGGUUAGGCGGGCGCAGCGGCUUGCAGCGGCUUGAACCCCGGCUCGGAGCAGCAGCGGCACGGCUUCCGCUGUCCGCGAGCUGAGGACCGUCCGCUCCCUCUCGCCGGCUACGAAUCCUAACCGGGGCGGGGGCCAGCGGCCCCUCCCCUCCCCUCUGAGGACCGAAGAUGAGCUUCCUCUUCAGCAGCCGCUCUUCUAAAACAUUCAAACCAAAGAAGAAUAUUCCUGAAGGGUCUCAUCAGUAUGAGCUCUUAAAACACGCAGAAGCAACUUUAGGAAGUGGGAAUCUGAGACAAGCUGUUAUGUUGCCAGAGGGAGAGGACCUCAAUGAAUGGAUUGCUGUUAAUACUGUGGAUUUCUUUAACCAGAUCAACAUGCUGUAUGGAACUAUUACAGAAUUCUGCACUGAAGCAAGCUGCCCAGUCAUGUCGGCAGGCCCAAGAUAUGAAUAUCACUGGGCAGAUGGUACUAAUAUUAAAAAGCCAAUCAAAUGUUCUGCACCAAAAUACAUUGACUAUUUGAUGACUUGGGUUCAGGAUCAGCUUGAUGAUGAAACUCUUUUUCCUUCUAAGAUUGGUGUCCCAUUUCCCAAAAACUUUAUGUCUGUUGCAAAGACCAUUCUAAAGCGUCUGUUCAGGGUUUAUGCCCAUAUUUAUCACCAGCACUUUGAUUCUGUGAUGCAGUUGCAAGAGGAGGCCCACCUCAACACCUCCUUUAAGCACUUUAUUUUCUUUGUUCAGGAGUUUAAUCUGAUUGAUAGGCGUGAGCUGGCACCUCUUCAGGAAUUAAUUGAGAAGCUUGGAUCAAAAGACAGAUAAAUGUUUCUUCUAGAACACACCCUUUUGCUUCAUCUACUGCUAGAGCUAUCUCAUUGCUAUCUUUUAGAGACUAGUGAUACAAACUUUAAGAAAGCAGGAUAAAAAGAUACCCAUUGUCUGAAUAUACUGAUAAAAUUGUCCCAAAGGUAGGUUGGUGUAAUAGCUUCAGAGUGAGACUUUAAGGGCACAGCCUAAUCUGAGGUACUGUGUGACCAACUGUGUUAUUGUCACAAAGUCAUACUUGGUUGUAAUUAUGUGAUGACUAAUCUGUAGUUUAUUAGUUUACUUAUUAUUCUUUUACUCAAGAAAAUGAUUGAGUCUGUUUCAGGUGACAGCAUAAUGGAUAUUAAGAAUCUCCACCAAAAAGUUUCAAGAACAAAUUUUUUUUUUUUUCUAAAAUGACUGGUAAGGGGAUCUUAACCCUUGACUUGCUGUUGUCA
This is a messenger RNA of Galeopterus variegatus (Sunda flying lemur), 1275 nucleotides long. RefSeq names its product MOB kinase activator 1A (gene MOB1A). Bases 185 to 835 code for a protein of 216 amino acids. The transcript is spliced from 6 exons. Gene Ontology annotation, cellular component: cytoplasm; nucleus. NCBI's taxonomy places the organism in Eukaryota, Metazoa, Chordata, Mammalia, Dermoptera, Cynocephalidae. Gene Ontology annotation, molecular function: protein kinase activator activity. The record is from RefSeq and is a predicted model, not a curated record. Gene Ontology annotation, biological process: hippo signaling; positive regulation of protein phosphorylation.